Messenger RNA from Knipowitschia caucasica, 2094 nucleotides. The record is from the annotation of a GenBank genome assembly. NCBI's taxonomy places the organism in Eukaryota, Metazoa, Chordata, Actinopteri, Gobiiformes, Gobiidae.
AUGCUUGGAGAAAUUAUUGCAUCUCUAAAAGAAAUGGGUGUCCUCAACAACACUAUAGUUAUCUUUACUGCUGAUCAUGGAGAGCUGGCCAUGGAUCACCGGCAGUUCUACAAAAUGUCCAUGUUUGAGGGCAGUGUCCACAUUCCGCUUCUGUUCAUGGGGCCCGACAUUAAAUCUGGUCUUUUGGUAGACCAGCAUGUGUCAUUGGUUGACAUCUUUCCUUCUAUACUAAAUAUAGCAUCUAUCUCCAGCCCUGCCAACCUCAGUGGUUAUUCACUUCUUCCUUUCAUGUCCAAGUCUUAUGUCAAUGUUAAGUCUCAGCACCCAGACUGGAUCUUUAGUGAGUACCAUGGCUGUAAUGCCAAUGCCUCCACGUACAUGCUGCGAACUGGAAAAUGGAAAUACAUCACAUAUUCAGAUGGCCAGCAAGUGCCACCACAGCUUUUUGAUUUAUCACAGGAUACAGAAGAAUUGCACAAUAGUGCCCGAGAUGCUAUUAAAAACAAGGAAUAUAAAGAAGCACUGAAGCACUGCAAGGACGUUUUGAAAGUUGAGAACAACUACAACGCUUGGGUGUUCAUUGGCUUGUCAGCAACUGAACUUGAGCAACCAGAUCAAGCGCAGAUGGCGUAUAAAAAGGCUGUGGAGCUGGACCCUGAGCAGUUAUUGGCCUGGCAGGGCUUGGCAAAUCUCUAUCAGAAGAUUGAUCAAUGGGACUUUAAAGUGGACCUUCCCAGCGUGUAUGAGAAACUCGUGGAACUGUAUUCAAAGACAGAUAGAAAUAAAUGUUAUGAAACCAUCAACAAAUUGUCAGAAAUAUAUGAGUCUGACAAAGAAUAUUUAAAGCUUGCACAAUUAUGGACUAAGCACAUUCAACUUAAGGAGGAAGAUGGUGUGGAUAAGAAAGAAACCCUCCAGCUAUGGCAGCAGAUGUCUAAACUCCUCACUCAAGAUGGAGAACCAAAGGAUGAAACUCUACUGCAUUUAGUAACAGCCUUUGAACAAGCUCUGGUUCAUGCGGAUCCUGUCCCUGGGGAGGAACACAAAGCAGCCUCAGUUGAAUUAAUUAAAUGCCUUUCAAAAAUGCCCCAAAAGAGGCCUCGAUUGAAGGAAGCGUGUGAAACUAUGGCCUCAAUUUACCCAUCUGAACGCUAUCCUCUUGAAGUCCUUUGUUUAGAUUAUCUCACCACUGGUGACUUCAGUGAAGAAGCCAUGGGCAGUUUUACUCUGCUACAGGAUAAACAUCCUGGCAGUGGAUUAGCUCAGUUAGGUGUGGGAUUCAAAGCAUUUCAUGAUGGAAAGUAUAAAGAUGCCAUUAUACCUCUUAAACAAGGCUUGGAGAAACAUUGCUUUUCUCUUGGAUGGUUCAGUCUGGGCCAAGCUCAGCUUAAACUACACAGAUACUCAGACAGUGUGGCAUCUUGCUCCAAUGGUCUGGCUACAUGUAAACCCGAAGACCAUGAGUUGAUGACUAAGCUGUUAAGGCUGAAGGUGGAGGCAUUAGUUCGAUGUGGAGGCGAAGCAGCAGCGGAUGACGCCCUAGAGAUCUUCUCAAAGGUGGCUCAUUCAGAAAAUGAUCCAGCUCUGGUUUCUUUAAAAGGAUGGGCCUAUCUCAACAAAGGACAAGUUGAGAAAGCUCUUAAGAUAUCAACGGAUCUGUUGGUGACUACUCCUAAUCUCGCAGAUGCCUUGGCACUGCAAGGGCGUGCAUACUUCUUACAGAAACAACUAGACAUGGCAGAGAAAAGUUUUCUGGAAGCAGCAGAGAAAAACCCAGAGAGUGGAGAAUAUCAUUUCUUGUUGGGAGAACUCUAUUGGAACAUGGGAGUAGAGACUCGUAUAGAUCGCAGCAAGGCCCAUACUCUGCUACUUAAGUUGAUCGGAGUGUGCGCCACUAUUGGUAGUGUUUUCACAGCAGCUCUUAAAGCUUUUACCAAAGCCCAGCAACUGCAGCCCUCCUCCAUCUACAGUCUGUACCAGGCUGCUGCCAUCAAACAGACCCUCAGCAAGUUCAAAGAAGCAGCUGCAGAGUACAUGCAGAUAACCACCCAGCAAGACUAUGUUCCUGCUUUAAAAGGUAACCAAUAUUAUUGA